AUGAUGACUUCUUCAUCGAAUGGUGAUCCUGGUCGUGAAAUUGUCGUAGAGCUCACGAAGCAAUCUUGUGUAUAUGAAAUAUGGAUAUGUUUUAUUAUUAUUCCUAUUGUGAUUAUGAUAAUAAUUCUUGUGUACUGUUUGGUAAGAAGAAUCUUAAUCCGCAAGAAGAAAAAGGUGGUUCAUCAUGUGUCUAUACGUUUCCCCUUGCCUCCUCCAAUAGGUGAAUCAUCCGAUGAUAUCAUGGAUGAAACACAAUACGAUGUACGUAAGCCAGCACUACGAGAUACAAAAUCAAAAGAUUCCAAUGAGGAAGGAAUUGGAUCCACUGAGAUAGAAGCCGACUCAAGAGAAGAACAAGUUCCCACCAUUGCAACUAUGAUGCGAGAAGAAAGGAGAGAAGAACCAAAAUCAGCAGAGAAGAAUGGAAAGAAAAAGGGAACACAACUUCUGUUUGAAGCGCCGCCACCUUAUGAACAAAACAUACCAGUGUCGCCAGGACGAGAGCGAAUGGUAACUUCCAAGCUAGCCAACAUACCUGCUAGCACGCGGACCAUAGCUGCUCUACGACCUCUGCUAUGGUCGACGUACUUGGAGCCAACUCAAUGUGAAAUUUGGGUACAGUUCGCUGUCGACAACGGAGCAGCUUUUCAGACUCAGAAGACGCAAGCUUCAAAAGAAGAGUCGGAUAAAGAUCGCAAAAGUCUGAAAGAAAACCAUGAUGCCCAGAAUAAUUUGACGGAUGAAACGGCUCAGAGCGAAUCUUGUCGACCAUCACGGCGGGAUCCAUCACAUCACGAUCCCGAUCUCGCACAAACUCAACAGACGACAGAGGAUGAAGAAACUGACAUUGAACGCUCUGAUUGA
Molecule: messenger RNA, 864 nt
Organism: Haemonchus placei
Lineage: Eukaryota; Metazoa; Nematoda; Chromadorea; Rhabditida; Trichostrongylidae
Source: the annotation of a GenBank genome assembly